This is a messenger RNA of Prosopis cineraria, 975 nucleotides long. RefSeq lists its product as uncharacterized. The record is from RefSeq and is a predicted model, not a curated record. Lineage: Eukaryota; Viridiplantae; Streptophyta; Magnoliopsida; Fabales; Fabaceae. The coding region runs from base 62 to 853 and encodes 263 amino acids. The transcript has 2 exons.
GCAAGUUAAGAAAAAUGAGCGUAAAGGCUCUACCUUAUCAAAGGAGGGUUGGGAGGCGCUAAUGCAACAGUUCAAUGCUUUGAGUUCAAGAAGUUAUGAUAAGAAGCAGUUGAAGAAUAAAUGGGACAAUUUGAGGAAAGAUUGGAAUAUAUGGGACAAGCUAUUAAACAAAGAGACCGGUUUGGGAUGGGAUAGUGAAAAGAAUACUGUUUCAGCACCAAAGGAGUGGUGGAGUCAAAAGAUUAAGGAGAAUCCUGAGUAUAGGAAAUUCAGGCAUAGACCACUUCCAUAUGCACAAGAAUUAACACAGUUGUUCCAGCUAGUUGCAGCACAGGGCACUUACAUGUGGACACCUGCGGCUGAUGAUCCACAAGAUGUGUACAGGCCUCAAUUGGAUUUGACUGAAGGAUCAGGAGACAGUGAUGAUAUAAGAAACAUUAAUGGAGGAGCUCUCCCAGGAAUUGGGCAAGUUAACUUGAAUAAUGCAUACAGUGGUGGUACUAAUUCAGGGAGCAAGCGAAAGAGAGGUGAAAGUGGUCAAAACAAAAAGGGAAAACGUCUUGCAACGGUGAUGGUUGAUUCAGUGAGUCGAUUGGUGUCCACACAAGAGGAUAGGGUUUCAACAUUGAAGUCAAUUCUUAAUUCCAUAGAGGGUGGAACAAAACCAGUUGACCAAAAUGUGUUGGAGGUUGCAAAGGAACUUUAUGGAAUCGAGGAGAUUGCUUAUGAUGAGGUGCUUCUUGGACAGUGUGCUGUGGCCUUGCUAGAUAAGACCGCAAGGGACAUGUAUAUUGGGCUUAGAGACAACAGAAGAGCAUUAGUGGCCUAUUUGAGGUGCUUGGGCAAAAAAUGAAAUUAGAUCAUCUUAGCUUGCCUUCUAAUGUUUUAAAAUUUAGCUAGUGUCAUUCAUGUUGUUAAUUUGUUUUGAAACUGACUGUGUUAUUUGACUCUUGUGUUAUGUGUUUCUUAAGUUAA